Molecule: messenger RNA, 1789 nt
Organism: Magallana angulata
Lineage: Eukaryota; Metazoa; Mollusca; Bivalvia; Ostreida; Ostreidae
Product: organic cation transporter protein-like
Exons: 10
Coding region: 66-1691 (541 amino acids)
Biological process (GO): transmembrane transport
Cellular component (GO): membrane
Molecular function (GO): transmembrane transporter activity
Source: RefSeq, a predicted model, not a curated record
AUAUAUAUUAGACAGGACACGGCUCGUUCAUUCAGCACAGCUUGCUACUCUCGAGAGGAGGUACUAUGGAGUAUGACGAGGUCAUAAAAAAAUUUGGAAGUUUUGGAAACUAUCAGAAGCGAUUGUAUUUUGUGCUAUUUUUGCCAAUCAUUUUCAACUCCUUCAGUUCUCCAGUGACCAAUUUUCUUCUUGGGGAACAGCUUCACAGAUGUCGGGUUCCUGGCCUACCAAACGACACGUUUGAAAUCCAAAAUGAUUACCACAAAUAUUUGAUUAACUUAUCCAUACCCCUAAAGGCAGACGGUGACUAUGAACAAUGUCUGGUGGUCAAAAACGGUUCACUGGAGAAAUGUACUGACUGGGUGUACGACCGUUCCAUGUUUACCAAUACUGUCAAUUCACAGUUUAACUUGGUCUGUGACCAGAAGUUGAUGCGGUCCCAUGCUGUCAUGGCGUAUUUCAUUGGAACAGUAGUAUCAACCGUCGUGUUCCUUCCAUUAGGUGACAUAGUGGGCCGCCGGUACAUGGUCUGUAUAAGCACAUCCCUUACCUUCAUCGCCAAUAUUGCUAUGCCAUUCUCCACCAGUGUAUUCAUGUUUUCUGUUUGUCGAUUCUUCGAUGGUUUUUGCGGAAACUGUCUUUACAUGGCGUCUUUCAUUAUAGCUAUGGAGUUUGUCGGGCCAAAACAUCGCAUAAUAUCCGGUACUUGUAUCCUGUUAGUAUAUUGCCUAGGCGAGUAUAUUCUUCUCUUACUUGGAUACUUCAUUCGAGACUGGAAAUGGCUACAAUUCACACUGGCUGUUCCUAUGGUCAUUCCUUUAAUAUAUUGGUGGCCUAAGGUCUUGCCAGAAUCACCUCGUUGGUUGAUCUCCCGACAACGCUAUCGAGAGGCUCUGAAAAUUCUCCGAUACGCUGCCAAGGUAAACAAAGUCGAACUCGACGAAAGCAACUGCUCCAAUGUCAACGUUGGACACGAUGACGGGAUUCUGAAAAUUAUAAAGGAACUGAUCAGAACUCCAAAACUUGUGAUCCGGUCCUGCAUUAUGCUGAUGAAUUGGUUUGUUAUAUCGUUCAUCUACUACGGUCUUACCAUAAACAUGGGAAAGCUUGAUGGGAACUUGUACGUUAACUUCUUAGUUGGAGUGACUGUCGAAGGACUUGGUUAUCUUCUCUGUUUCGUGAUGAACAAGACGGGUAGAAAACCCCUGCACUUAACAGUGAUGUUUGGAAGCGGAUUUGGCUGUUUGCUAUCUAUUUUGCCUGCGCUGUUCUUAGAUUCAUCUUACACCUGGCUUUUGGUUGCAUUCGCUAUGAUCGGGAAGUUUGGAAUCUCGGCUGCUAUUGGUGAAAUCUACAUUUACACCGGAGAGCUGUUCCCUACUGUAGUUCGAAGUUUCAUUCUAGGCUUCUGUGGAGUUGGAGCGCGAGUCGGGGCAACACUUUCUCCAUAUAUAUACCAUUUAGCUGACGGAAGAUUUGGGGAAGCUCUUCCUUUGAUAAUAUUUGGAGGUUCAACCAUUAUCGUAGCAGCUCUGUCUAUUAAACUUCCGGAGACGAAGGGUCGUAAGCUCUUGGAAAAGGUCAAGGACGCAGAGCACGAGGACGACAUUAGCAGUGAUGAGUGCGAGAAAGAAAUGUUUUCAACUAAUGAGAAGCUUGAAUAUACGAGCAGUGAAUCCUCACAGUUAUAAAAUGCUAAUUUUUUUUUAUUUAAAAUUAGAAGCUUUAACUUGUGUGAACUUUAUAUAUAUUUGCUUUAUUCAUGCCACAUAUAAACAAUUGAAUCACA